AUGCCGAUUAGACCUCUCAUUGAAAGUGAUACUUCCUUUUUAUGCUACCUGAAUGAGGAAGUAGAAGCAGAAAUUGCAAAAGAAGCAGAAGUUGCAAAAGCUGGACAGGGCAAUGGCCUCCUCUCAUCUUUACAGCAUGCUUUUAUUCUUAUACUCCUGGGGGGCCUCAGGACUUUAGCCAUGAACAAAUACACCGCAGCUGUAUAUGAACAUGCAGUCAUACUGCCGGAAUUAACAUCGGACCCUGUUUCCCCUGAAGAGGCCUUAAAAUUGAUGAACCAAAACAUGGACAUCUUAGAAGAUGCCAUCCAAAAAGCAGCAAAGCAGGGAGCACACAUCAUUGUGACUCCAGAAGAUGCUAUACAUGGAUUUUUCUUCACCAGAGAGACCAUUUAUCCUUAUCUUGAGGACAUUCCAGACCCACAGGUCAACUGGAUUCCAUGUACAGAUCCUGAAAGCUUUCAGAGAGCUCCUGGUCCAAAAAGACUGAGCUGUCUGGCCAGGGACAAUUCGAUCUAUGUGGUUGCCAAUAUGGGUGAUAAGAAGACUUGCAAUCAUAUAGACCCAAAGUGCCCCUGUGAUGGCCGCUAUCAAUACAACACAAAUGUUGUCUUUGAUUGAGGGAAGCUGGUGGCACGAUACCACAAGUUUAACCUGUUUACGGUGGAGCAACAAUUUGAUUUCCCUAAAGAGCCUGAACUUGCAACCUUCGAUACUGCCUUUGGAAAAUUUGGCCUCUUCACGUGCUUUGAUAUUCUCUUCCACGAUCCUGCUGUAACCCUCGUAACCCAGCUCUCGGUGGACACCAUCAUUUUCCCGACAGCCUGGAUGAAUGUUCUCCCACACUUAACUGCUAUCGAAUUCCAUUCAGCUUGGGCCAUGGGCAUGCGUGCCAAUGUUCUAGCAGCUAAUACUCAUAAUCCUAGCCUUAAUAUGACAGGCAGUGGUAUCUACACACCAUCCGGAUCGGAAGCUUAUCAUUAUGAUGCAGAAUCAAUGAAUGGGCACCUUUUGGUUGCAGAAAUCUAUUCCCAUCCGUCUCAUUUUCCCACCCCUCUUCCUACUGUUAAUUGGAGCUCUUAUGCCACAACUGUUGAAGGGUUUCCUAAGCCCUUUACUUUCUCUGGAUUAAUUUUCCAUGAUAACUUCACCUUAUGUACCCUUGGAAAAGAAGCUGACAAUCUUACAGUGUGCCAGAACAAUCUCUGCUGCCACUUAAGCUACAGGAUGAUGGAACAACAAGAAGAUGAACUUUACGUGCUAGGGGCAUUCGAUGGUCUUCAUGAGGUUGAAGGACAAUAUUACUUACAGAUCUGCACAUUGCUGAAGUGCGGAAGUACGGACCUUCAGAGCUGUGGUCAGGCAACCAAGACUGCUGAAUCCUAUUUUGACUUCUAUUCUCUCAGUGGCACAUUUGGCACUAAUUACGUCUUCCCGGAGGUUUUACUCAGUGGGAUUUCUUUGGCCCCUGGAUGUUUCAGUGCUUCUGUUGUGCAUAACCACAAUAGUCAGGCAACUGGACUUUCAGGUUUUUCUUUGAAGACAUCUUUGAAAGCUUGUCCAAAAGCUUAUUCAGCUCUGACCCACCAUCCAGACAGAGUUUUGAAAGAUGGACAACUGGUCAGUCAGAACGAUCUCCCUCAGGCCGUUUUAACUGUGACACUUUUGGAAGAUGUGUGCCGUGUUGGUGAUAAGUAA
Molecule: messenger RNA, 1698 nt
Organism: Thamnophis elegans (Western terrestrial garter snake)
Lineage: Eukaryota; Metazoa; Chordata; Lepidosauria; Squamata; Natricidae
Product: pantetheinase-like
Molecular function (GO): hydrolase activity, acting on carbon-nitrogen (but not peptide) bonds, in linear amides
Source: RefSeq, a predicted model, not a curated record